AUGUCCAACCCACUCGACACCGAAGCAGGCUCCGAGCUCUUCAGCAACUACGAGGCCGAGUUGAAGCUGGUACAGGCAGAUGUCUCGCAAAAGCUGGACCAGAUCCCCGAGCUCCAAGGCGAGCCACGCAAAGCCGCCGUCGCACAAGCCGAGCGAGCGCUGGAAGAAGCCAAGGAACUGCUCGAUUCGAUGAGAUUGGAGAAGCAGAACAUUCCACAGGCGUCGAAAGUCAAGGUCAAUCAGCGAUUCAGGAACCACGAGAGCGAUGUGGAUGCGGCGAAGCGGAAACUCACGAGCCUACGGGAGGACCGCUCGGCGUUGUUUGGCAAGCGGUAUACGGACAACCCAACACAAGAUGAUCAGCUGGAGCAGAGGCAGCAGCUGUUGAGCGGUACGGAUAGACUGGAGCGAUCGAGUGGAAGACUACGAGAGUCUCAGAGAAUCGCUUUGGAGACGGAGGACAUUGGCCGGGACACUCUCGCGGACUUGGGCAGACAAAGAGAAGUGAUUGAACAUACUCGAGGCACGCUCUUAGAGAGCGAGGGAUAUACGGACAGGAGCAAUAAGACGUUGAAGGGCAUGGCGAGAAGAAUGGCUACCAACAAGAUCAUCACAGUGGCCAUUAUCACGGUGCUGGUGAUUCUCAUUAUCGCAGUUGUUGUCAGCAAGUUCAGAUGA
Molecule: messenger RNA, 678 nt
Organism: Zasmidium cellare ATCC 36951
Lineage: Eukaryota; Fungi; Ascomycota; Dothideomycetes; Mycosphaerellales; Mycosphaerellaceae
Exons: 2
Coding region: 1-678 (225 amino acids)
Biological process (GO): vesicle fusion with Golgi apparatus; retrograde transport, endosome to Golgi; Golgi to vacuole transport
Cellular component (GO): late endosome membrane; SNARE complex; Golgi apparatus
Molecular function (GO): SNARE binding; SNAP receptor activity
Source: RefSeq, a predicted model, not a curated record